AUGGCUGGUGCUGCAGAUGCCCGGGCCAAAGAGUCCGGGUCUCUCGGGAGACAGGACCAGACCUUGCUCAUCUUUGCCCGGCUAAUGGAAGGCGGCAAAGAGGAUGAAGAGAUGGUGGCAGACUUGGGCAAUCUGACAAGCCUACUCAACGAGGAUGUUGAGGUUGCUAAGACGGGUGAGCCGACCAUUACCUCGGUCAUCGACAGCGACUGCGUCGACACAGUUCUCUGCUACCUCGAUAUGAGACAAUCCGACAUUGUGCGUGGCCAUGCCGCACUCUGCACCUCUGCUUACCUCAAGGCUGCUGGUGAGGAUGGCAACAGGAAGCUAGCCGAUUUCUUUCACAACAGGGUUGAGAGAGGCACCUACGACGACUACAUCGUUGCCUUCUGCGUGGCUGCCGCCAUAUUCCCCAUUGCUCCCGAUCUGAUAUCUGAAUUAUUUCUUGAAGAGGGCUUCCUGCCUAGCCUGGGCCCGCUCAUGAGGCGCAAAUGGAAGAGCCGGAAGGUUGAGACGGCAUGUCUGGAAAUGCUCAACGCAGCCUGCACGCAUUCACAUUGCCGGGAAGCCGUCCUGAAGUACUGCGCCGACUGGCUGGAGGAGGUCAUUGACCAGGACCCGGACGAUGCUAUCGAGUCUUCGCACGUAACCGAACCUGACCUCAGCGCUAAGGAAGGGUCUAUAUCCAUGAGGCGACAUUCCCAACAGGUGCAGAACCUCGCUGCCGUGGUCUUGGCCAAGCUAAGGGCAGUCCAACCUACAGCGAAUCCGCCCGGUAAGGGACCAGAGCCCAGGAUAGAAUCUGCGACAACCAGCAUCGAGGAUCUAUCCAAGCGGUUUACCAAGAUGCUCCUGGAGGGCCCGGAACAUGCUCAACCUUCGGUGGAGGGAUUAGCAUAUGCGUCCUUGCAAUCCAAGGUCAGGGAGGAUCUGGCACACGACAAAGAAUCCCUCAAGCGCCUCGUUAAGACGUUGGAAUCCGCGCCUCCCAGGUCCCCACUGACAUAUGGCGCUCUCAGCAUUUUCGCCAAUCUUACUAGAUACCAACCUAUUGAGUCGGAAGAAGAGAAGAGGAUCAAGCAACUCAAGGCAUACGCGAACGCCGCUGGGAAAGUAAAACCCGACCCCUUGAACGACCAUGCCCAUGUUACUGAGCGUUGUAAGCGCGUCUUUGAAUCGGGCAUCACUCCGGUUCUCGUCGCGCACAGCAAGAACGGCUCAGUGGCAUCCCUGUCGCUCAUCACAUCCAUUAUCUAUUCCUUCUCAAUGACUCUAGCACUUCGUGGGCAACUUGCACAGCAAGGCGCCGUUACGCUACUUAUUGGAGCCUGGGUGGCGCUUCCAAAGGACGACGACAAAUCCCGCCGCACAGCUGCCCAAGCACUAGCCCGCAUUCUCAUCUCCACCAACCCGGCUCUCGUCUUUGGAGGAAAUCGCCAAGUGCCACAGAGCGCCGCAAUUCGCCCCCUGGCCUCCAUUCUCGCUCCAGACCCUGCUGCGGAUACCCGCGAUCUACUCCCAACGUUCGAGGCUCUUCUAGCAUUGACAAACCUUGCCUCGACCGACGACGAUACCCGCCGAAGCAUAGUGCGCACGGCCUGGGACGACAUCGAGGAGCAACUCUUUAGCACAAACACUCGCAUCUCCACCGCUGCCGUCGAGCUUAUCUGCAACCUUGUACAAAACCCGGAGGAGGCCCUUCGCUUGUUUGGCGACGGCACGUCCAAAGCGCAGACGCGGAUCAAGGUCGUGCUGGCGCUGGCCGACGCCGAGGAUGUCAAGACGCGCAGCGCCGCGGGCGGCGCCUUGGCUAGUUUGACAGCCUUGGAAGUCGUGGCGCGAGCCAUCCUGGCGCACCCCCGCAGUGCUGUCAUCAUCCUCGACCUGUGCCGCGAUGACGACGAAGGGCUGCGGCACAGAGGCGCCGUCAUCGUGCAGAAUCUUCUCUCGGCCGAGGGCCAAACCGGCCAGUCGGCCAAGAGCAAGUUGCUGGAGGCCGGCGCUGUGGAGGCGCUGACUGAUUGCGCGAAGAAGAGCAGGACAUCAGAGGUCGUGCAGGCCGUGGUACACGCUUUGGAGCUGCUGCUUGCGCGAAAUUGA
Molecule: messenger RNA, 2100 nt
Organism: Canariomyces notabilis
Lineage: Eukaryota; Fungi; Ascomycota; Sordariomycetes; Sordariales; Chaetomiaceae
Product: ARM repeat-containing protein
Exons: 2
Coding region: 1-2100 (699 amino acids)
Cellular component (GO): cytoplasm
Molecular function (GO): Hsp90 protein binding
Source: RefSeq, a predicted model, not a curated record